CGUAUAUACGCGAUCUAAAUGGUCAUAUAUAUGGGCUUAAAACCCAUACGUAACGUGUAUAAACAGGUACACGCGGUAGAGUAACCCGCAUAUGCUCUGUCGUGAUUUUGAAAUGAAUGGCCGACCAUAUCUUUCGCUCAGUCCGUCGUGGGUGACGCGAAAGAAAACCACGAGAAAUCCUGGGGGGUAAGGGGGGUCCGAAAACCGCAAAACCGCGUAAAAAAACGUAAAAAACCGCAAUACCGCAUGGAAAUUUACCAAAAUACCGAAACCGUAGUUACAAAUGUGCUACGGUGCCGCCAUCAUUACUUCUAGUUCGCCAUUCCAUUAGAAAUACGAACUUAUUUAGUUUGAUAAAAGUGUAGGUUAAUGUUAAUCAACGUAUGAUCAUCGCACUCAUAAAAUAAUACUGUAAUAUUAUAACUGAUCUUAUCAUGCACUCUGACGAGUGUCGACGACUUCCAUGACUCCGUAAAAGAUCAAUAACUGACACACGCCCGUGGGACUGACUUCGUUAUGCUGCUGUGGAACUAAUAUAAGUGCGCUCGCGCCCGCACGAAUACUGCUGAGUUACCCAAUUGAAAAACAUCGAUGUUUACGACUUCAGCACUGGAAAUCACUCGAAUGUUACACAACGAAAGCUUUUCGCGAUUUUUUUUGGUGAAAACUCGUCAAGAUGAUAGUUUUCAAGAUCAAAUAUCCGGAAUACGAGCUCGGAACACCCAUUUUAUGUCGCGAUUCGACUGAAUCAUCCUUAAAUUUCAUUUAAAAUCUUGCCGAGAAGAAUUUUGAAUAACCCGAAGACAACGUGGUCAGCCUCAUGAAGUGUUCAGUAAAGCAAACGAUUGUUGAAGCGUUACAACUCUGCCGAAGCGAGUUCUUGCUCCCAGAAGAAACGUCGCCGAGCUUCCAAUCUCUCCUUUAAGUAACAUCGUCUCUUCCCGACCAUCCUCCUAUCCACUUCCUCUUGCUCGGCAAGCAUUGUCCCGCACGAGGCCACGGCAAAUACUGUAGGAAAUCUGAGCGAAAGAUUCCCAGCUCGUAAAGUCAACAAGUCGACGUAUCAUUGGAUAAAAUGGUUAAUCAUACCAAUUAUUAACUGGAAAAAGCGGAAAUUACAAACAGCAAAGCUUGCUUGCACAACGAUGGUCCCUUGCAAAACAUAAACAAGAGAUCAAAAGUCAUCGGAAGCGUCAGGAUCCGAGUAAUAACUGUUAUAACUGAAAAGCGCAGACGACUGCAGUCUCUUUUUUUACCGAUUACCACGAUCCAAAAUUUAUGAAAACCGAAAACCGCUUAGUGUUAUAAAACCGCAAUACCGCAGGUUGAAAUAAGGAUUUCCGUAAAACCGCACCAAAAAUAACGCAAAACCACAUCACCGCAAACCCUUACGCCCCCCUCACUAAGCGACAGAGGGACCACUCGUAGUCUACCUCGCAUACAUUUAUCACUAGUCACCCCUACCGGAAAUGGAAAAUAUUUCCCAGAAACCAGUAUCAUAACAACCGUUUCUCGGAAUUGAGGUUUAGCCAAGUCGAGAAGAAAAGGAUGAGCUGUAUCCAAAAUCAACUUGAAGAGCUUCAAGGACCACCUUUGACCACCUUGUAGAUGUAGAGAAAAGCUUAAACCAUCGAGCCUUCCAGUUUGAUCAUGCCUGGGUAUCUUUUAGCCAUUUCCGAGCAGGAAAGAAUUGGUUCAAAGUAUAUGUGUAACUCCUGUGGUCUACUUUUGAGAGAAGCGAUGCAAACUGGCUGUGGACACUUCUACUGCAGUAGUUGUCUUGCUAAUUUAUUUCAAAAUGGAUCCUCCAAAAUGACCUGUUUACAGGACCAGACAGAAUUUCUUCCAAAUGAAGUUUUUCCUGAUAACUUCAUGCGUCGUGAAGUACAAUCCUUUGUUGUCCACUGCACAUUCAUGGAUGAUGGUUGCAAAUGGAAAGGAGAAGUGAGACACUUGGAGAACCACAUGAACAGCUGUCCGUUCCUUAAAAUACCUUGUGUACAUCCUGCGUGUGGCAUGCAAGUGAAAAAAGCUGAUCUCACUGAGCAUUUAGAAAAGGAAUGCAAGUGUAGGCUGGAAACCUGUGGAUUCUGCAAAAGGCAAAUCAAUCUUAACAAGAUGAAGCUGCACCGUGAGACAGAAUGCCCAGAAUAUCCAGUUGUGUGUGAAAAGUGCAACAGAGAUAACAUUCAAAGAGCAAAGUUGUUACAACAUCAAGAUCCUGUUAUAGGGGACUGUGAUGGCGUACAGGGACCAUGCCCAUUUUCACAGAUUGGCUGCCCAAAAACUGAGGUUCUCAGCCAUGACCAAAAGAAAGAACAUCUGGCGCAAGAGAACACUUACCACACCACUCUAAUCCUACAACAUGCCCUGCGAGUGAGCAGAGAAGUGGAAGCACUUCUGAUGCGCGAUCCGAGAACUGUGUCCAGAAAUCCACACAUCUUUACAAACUAUGACGGAGUGAUUGCAGAUAUUCUUGCUAAAGUUCAAACCCAAGCAGGUGAAACCAGGGAUCUGCGCGAAAAAUGUAGAGAGCACAGCGAAAGAAUCACCGCUCUGGAAAGAAAGGUGGCCUCGGGGAAUUUGCCAGGUGGAGCCCCUAGUUUCCAAGUGUCUGGUGAUUCCAGUGGUGGAUCACAAAACCCAGAUCUUACACGAAGGGUUACCAACCUUGAAAACAGGACCGCUGAUCACGAGGUGUUACUGGUGGAGAGUAAUCGCUCAAUAGAAGAGGCAAGGCGUGACAUGGGUAACGUUAAACGACAAUUUGAUACCAACCAGGAGAGUGCCAGGAGGCAAGAACGAAGGAUGGAGUCUAUCGAGCACACACUGGCACUUAGAAAUGUUACACUGGCCGAUUUAGAAGAGUAUGUGANAGAAUCGACGCAGUUGUGUCGAUGUUCAAAGAUUCUUCAGUGA
This is a messenger RNA of Orbicella faveolata, 2919 nucleotides long. Its product is annotated as TNF receptor-associated factor 2-like. Gene Ontology annotation, cellular component: cytoplasmic side of plasma membrane; plasma membrane signaling receptor complex. Gene Ontology annotation, molecular function: zinc ion binding; tumor necrosis factor receptor binding. Gene Ontology annotation, biological process: regulation of canonical NF-kappaB signal transduction; regulation of apoptotic process; signal transduction. NCBI's taxonomy places the organism in Eukaryota, Metazoa, Cnidaria, Anthozoa, Scleractinia, Merulinidae. The record is from RefSeq and is a predicted model, not a curated record.